Molecule: messenger RNA, 2785 nt
Organism: Arabidopsis lyrata subsp. lyrata
Lineage: Eukaryota; Viridiplantae; Streptophyta; Magnoliopsida; Brassicales; Brassicaceae
Product: clumping factor B
Exons: 3
Coding region: 1995-2624 (209 amino acids)
Source: RefSeq, a predicted model, not a curated record
UUUCGGUUAGUUUGGAUAUGGUAAUAAGAAAACCAUUCGGAUAUCUGAAGAUCUUCGGUUCGGUUCGGUUUGGAUAUCUUUCUGUUCGGUUCGGUUCGGUUAUUAAAUCGGUUAACCAAAAAUUAACCGAAACCGGAAUAACCGACUAAAAACCGAAAUAACCAAAAAUUGACCAAUAACCGGCAUAGAACUCAAGUAAAAAAACAGACGGAUUCACAAUUUACAAAGAUGCAAAUAUGGUCCAUACUUUCCAGAAUGUUAAAACACCUGAUUCACAACUUACAUAAUAAAAAGAAGAACAUACUAGUUCUAACUAGUCAAGCAAAAGAGAUAAGAGAAAAGUGUCAAAGCACAUUAAGCCGAGGCAUUAGUAGAAAAAGUGUCAAACCACACAUUAAGCCGAGAUAAGAGAAAAAGUGUCAAAACUCAUUGAGGCAUUUCAUCAAACACUUGAUAGACCAAAAUUGAUAAAAUCAUAAAAUCAUCAUCCCAAAGAUUAAAACCAAAAGAACAUAUUUAAUAGUCACAAAGUUGCACAAAAACAAGACAAAACAAACAGAUCUUUAACAUAAACUUAGUGCUAAGAACUACAAAGAGCUAAACAACUUAUGUGAAAUGACAAAGACAGAAUAAAUCAUAAAUCCAUGGCUAAUUAAGAGAGAAAAUUCAGAGAAAGAGAGGAUUCAAAGCUUUACCUUCGAAGAUGACUGAGGCGAAGAUUGAUAUGGAGUUGAUGUCUCCAGCUUUAGCUAUUUAUAAUACUAGGGCUACUGUCUUAAAGUCGAAGUCGGGAAAGGAAAACCAAACGUCCUCUAUACAUAUAUGAUUGAAGUCGGAAAACCCAAACGUCCUCUAUACAUAUAUAUAUAUAUAUAUAUAUAUCAAAUAUAUGUAUACAUAUGCUUCGGUUAUCUUUUGGUUAUCGGUUACUAACCGAAACCGAACUUUGAGACAUAUAAUAUCCAACCGAUUAUUUUAAGCUAUCCAAAUCCGAACCGAACCAUGUUUUUCGGUUCGGUUCGGUUCGGUUAAUCGGUUAGCGGUUUUUUUGCCCAGGCCUAUCUACAAGUAACUAAAUUAGAUAUUUUUCUUUUUCACAUGUCACAGACUCACAUGACUAUGUGUGGUUUAUACUUUACUUUAGAGUUUUAGCACUGUUGCUAUGUUUAAAAAUUUGAGGUAAGUGAGGGUAAAAUAGGUAUUUGGCUAUUCACUCAGUAGAUUCUCACCAGUCUUUGUAAGAGGUGGACCCCUCUGUUUUUUCUUACUUCCUAUCAAAGUAUCAAGAUUUGACCCGAUUUGAAUAAUUCUUUUUUUUUCUUUUGUUUUGGGUUCACUUUUGUUCAGCAACGAAGAUAGAUUUGCGGAAAUUUUAUUGUCUUUUGCUUGUAUAAUAAAUAGACAAGAAACAUUAGAGGAUCACAACUCACAAGUCAUAACAACAAGUUAGUAUAUUUUUGUUUAUACUGCCACAAAAUUGUACUAUAUCUGUAUAUUUUAUACAUAGCCAAACACAAGUAUCCAAAGAAUAUUGGUCCGGAUUUGCUGGAUCGAGAUUAGAGGGAUAAUAAAAGUGAUAAAUCGUCGAGAGUGUUUGUGUUUGGUGCGUCACAUAAGUGAUUAUAGUCCAAACCAGAGUCUGAACAAAAAAAUUUCUCAACUCUACGUCAAAUUUUAUGAUUUUUUUCUUUCCAGAUUUAGUUUACUUGGUGGUACUUAAAAAAGAAAAACUAACAUUAGAGUAAAAUCAUACUCCGAAAUAUAUAUAUCAUUGAGCGAAAAUUGAAGUUUGUGCUAGAUUGGGCUGGGCCUGAAUGGGCUGUUCCAUCAACGACGAUGAAAACGGACAGGUCAAUUCGGGCCGAUCCGGUCUGAUCAAUUAUGAAAACCAGAAACGAAGAAGAGCGGUUAAAGUCUGUUAACAGAUUAAGAACUUAUGGGUCUUGACUCAAACCCCUAAUUCUCUGAUAAACCCUAGUCUUGAGGCAAAUCCCAUGAGACGAUUUCUUCAAAGAGUUCCCACUUUGUUGGCUCGAAAUUUCCUUCACUCGCCCGCCAAUUUCCGUCAUUCGAACAUCAACCCUCGUGUUGUUGUUGUUCCUCUCUUCGAACGAGCUAUUUCCCGAUUCGUCUUCUUCUCUUCCGAGUCGGACUCGGCGCGUGGUUUCAAAAACGACGAGGUUCUUUCUAAAGAAGAGCUGAAAAAGAGAAUUCAAAGCUUUUUGGAUGAUGGAGAUGAAGAUUCAAUUCCUGACUUAUUUGAGGCAAUGAUGAUUAGGAAGUUAUCAGGGAAGCACGAUGAUAGCGACGAUGAGGUGAUGGAGGAGGUACGUAAGUAUCCAGUUAACGAUGCACAUAAGGUCGAUGAAACUGACUCUGAUAUCGAGAGUGAUGGCCAUGGUGAUUCGUCUGAUUCAGAUAUCGAGACUGAUGGCCUGAGAGAUGGUGAUUCGUCUGAUUCAGAUAUAGAGAGUGACGGCCUUGGUUUGAGAGAUUGUGAUUCGUCUGAUUCCGAUAUAGAGUUUGAUGGCCUGAGAGAUGUUGGCUUGUCUGAUGUCAAUAUCAAGAUUGAUGAUGGCCUGAAAGCUAAUCGCUCGUCUUAUUCUGACUCUGAAAGUGAUUAACAUGACUUAUGCACUGCAUUGAAGAUUAUGCAACUGCAUAGUGAAUGGAAACAGACCAGCUUUUGGUCCAUGUUCGCUGUAAGUUCCGACUUUCGAAUAGAAUUAGAAAUUAGAGUCUUAUUUCGUACUGAAUUAAAAUAUAAUUUAUGAAGGUGUUCUCU